AUGUUUCUUGGUGCUGUGGACAAGGUAUUUCCUGGCGCUGAGGACAAGGUUCCUGGCGCUGAGAACAAGGUUCCUGGCGAUGAGGACAAUGAUUCUGGCGCUGAGGACAAGGUUCCUGGCGCUGAGGACAAGGUUCCUGGUGCUGAGGACAAUGUUCCUUGCGCUGAGGACAAGGUUCCUGACGCUCAGCACAAGGUUGCUGGCGCUGAGGACAAGAUUCAUGGUGCUUAG
Molecule: messenger RNA, 231 nt
Organism: Paramuricea clavata
Lineage: Eukaryota; Metazoa; Cnidaria; Anthozoa; Malacalcyonacea; Plexauridae
Source: the annotation of a GenBank genome assembly